Messenger RNA from Rubroshorea leprosula, 1223 nucleotides. The record is from the annotation of a GenBank genome assembly. NCBI's taxonomy places the organism in Eukaryota, Viridiplantae, Streptophyta, Magnoliopsida, Malvales, Dipterocarpaceae.
UCACCACAAUUCAUGAGUGAGUAGCUGAGAGAGAGGAAGAAAAAGCACUUAUCCUUCUUUGUACUUUCAUAACCCCCAAACUAUUAUCAUUCCAUUGCACAAACAUGGCUGCAAUGAUCAACGAGCAGUUGGCGUUUGCAUUUGGCAUCUUAGGGAACAUCAUCUCAGUCCUUGUAUUCCUGUCUCCAGGGCCAACAUUUUAUCGAAUUUUCAAGAAAAAAUCGACGGAGAGCUUCCAUUCCUUGCCUUACCAAGUAGCAUUAUUCAGCUGCAUGCUCUGGCUCUACUACGCUUUGCUCAACGGGAUGUCUAGUGCUCUGCUUCUCAUCACCAUUAACUCUUUUGGAUGUGUAGUAGAAACAAUAUACCUCACCAUGUUCUUUUCUUACGCCUCACGGCAAAGCAAGAUUUCCUCGAUGAGACUCUUCGCUUUCAUGAACGUGGGCCUAUUCUCUUUAGUUCUUAUCGUCACACAACUUGCCAUCAGAUCAGCUCCAGCUAGAAUCUCUGUUCUUGGAUGGAUAUGUGUUGCCAUUUCUGUCAGUGUCUUUGCUGCGCCCUUGAGCGUUAUGGUACGAGUUAUUAAAACGAAGAGUGUGGAAUUCAUGCCGUUCAAUCUAUCAUUCUUCCUAACAUUAAGUGCGAUUUUUUGGUUUGGCUAUGGAAUGUUCAAGAAAGAUUUCUGCGUUGCUCUUCCUAAUGUUGGAGGCUUCAUCUUGGGGAUGCUUCAGAUGAUUCUGUAUGCAGUGUACAGACACAAGAAGGUUGCAGAUGCGGAGAAGAAGCUUCCAGAAAACACAAAGAACGUCGCGAUGAUCAGCAAAAUAGUCCCCAGUGAAACUUCUAUGGUGGAUAUAGAAGGGUUUGUUAAUGGAGGUGAUGCAAAGGAAGAAGAUGCAGAAGAGAGAGAAAAAACAGAGACAGAUAAAAAGGAGGAAAGAAUAGACGCUUCAGGAAACCAGAAAGAAUGCCCAGUUUGAUAUUAGCUUAUUAAUCGUGAUUUUGCCCUUUCUUGUUUCUGGCUCCUUAUUUUUCUAUCUUUACUAAACCUCCCUCUCUACGUGUCUAUUAUUACACAGAAAAAUAUUGGGCUACUAAAUAUAAAUUGCAUUCACUAUGUUUAGGCCUCAUGUUGUUAUAUCAAUAUUUGGUAUGUAUUAUUAUUUGGAGAUACAAGAAUGGUUUACCUCAGUUUUUGAAAAAACUAAACUACUUUUGUUUGU